UGUUGGCAGCUUCAGUUUUCUCUUCUCUUUCUCUCUACAAGCAAAGCCAUGGCUUCUGCAAACCCAGUCCAGUCCCUUCUCCAUGAGCUCGCUUGCUCCCUCUGCCUGAAGGAGUUCAUGGACCCAGUGAUGCUCCUCGGAUGCGGGCAUAACUUCUGCCACGCUUGCAUCACCAAGCACUGGAAAGGCUCCCUUAAGAACGUCUGCUGCCCUCAGUGCAAGAGGUGCUUCUUGAAGGCCAAGCUGCAGCAAAACAGGCCGCUGAAGAACAUGGUGGAGGCAAGUCGGCAGAUCACCUGGGGAAGCAUGAAAGAGUCAGCCACGUCCGAGAGCACCUGCCCUUCGCACAAGGAGCCUCUGACACUUUUCUGCCAAAAGGACAGCAUCCUGAUCUGUGCAAAGUGUCAGGUUCAGCAUCAGGACCACACCAUCCUGCCCGUACAGAAGGCUAUUGACGAGCGAAAGGAGCAAAUUCUGAGCAAGCUGAAGCAACAACAAGCUUCGGUGGAAAGGUUCAAAGAAGCUCUUGCAUGUGGUGCCAAGGAACUGCUGGAUCAGGCAAGCCUUGCACACCAGGCGUUAGUGACUGAGGUCGAAAACUUCUGCCAGUCUUUGAAGGAUCAGGUGCAGUUCCUGGUGCUCUACCUGGAAGAGCUGAAAAGCACAAUCUUAAAGAAGAAGAAGGAAGACGACAGCAAAUAUACCAGGGAUGUGACUCAGCUCAAUGUCUUGACCAGUGCUGUAGAGAAGAUGUGUUCUCAGCUAGGGGUUGAGCUCCUGAAAGGACCAUCCCAAGUCAAUGUCUUGAUCAGUGAGGCAGAGAAGAUUCAUCGUCACCGAUCGGAUGAAUUUUGCAAGGAAGAUGAAACGUUCACCGACUGGUUUGGUGAAGAACAUUAUAAGGAAAACAGUUCUGGGGAUCUGGAAAACAAAUGCUACGAAAUCACUGAGCUAAAUAAAACUUUGAAGAAGACGUUUCAGAAAUUCAAAGAUCAGAUGGCAACUGAGCUGUGGAAAGCCAGAAACGAAGUCCUGAAGAAAUAUGAAAAAGAAAGUCUGUACUUGGAUCCUGACACAGCACACACCUCGCUGGUCCUUUCAGAGGACCAGUGGAGUGCCUGGGAGUCGCACGAGUCGCCUGAGGAGAUGCCUUAUCACCCUGAGAGAUUUGAGAACCGUCAGUGUGUGCUGGGCUUAAACGGAUACACCUCGGGGAGAGUCUACUGGGAAGUUGAUGUGGAAAAGGCGAAAGAAUGGGGUGCUGGGGUGGCCAGAAAAUCUGUGGAGAGGAAGGGCCCUCUGGAUUUUAACCCUGAUGCCGGAAUCUGGGGAGUAGGCCUAGACAGAGUUGGGUUAGACAAGGGGUACUGGGCUUUCACCCUUCAAGGUCCUAUUCCCUUGACCGUGCCAAAACCCCUCAAGAAGAUCCAGGUGUAUCUAGAUUACGACAAAGGGGAGGUGUCAUUUUGCAAUGCCACCGAUGCUGAAACCUUCAUCUUUACCUUCCCUCCGGCCGCAUUCAACGGAGAAGAAAUCUAUCCCUGGUUUUGGGUUGGGAAGGGGGCUAUCAAAAUAUGCCAGUUAGAACCAGAAGAUAUCCAGCUCAAACUGGUAGAGGCUGGGCUUAUUAAACCUCGGGAUUACAGUGGCAUCUUUGGUUUUUGAUAAAAGAUACAGUGGUACCUCGGGUUAAGUACUUAAUUCGUUCCAGAGGUCCAUUCUUAACCUGAAACU
Messenger RNA from Podarcis muralis (Common wall lizard), 1734 nucleotides. Lineage: Eukaryota; Metazoa; Chordata; Lepidosauria; Squamata; Lacertidae. The record is from RefSeq and is a predicted model, not a curated record.